Messenger RNA from Euleptes europaea (tarantolino), 1860 nucleotides. It is a transcript of the gene PRKAA1, whose product is annotated as protein kinase AMP-activated catalytic subunit alpha 1. Lineage: Eukaryota; Metazoa; Chordata; Lepidosauria; Squamata; Sphaerodactylidae. The coding region runs from base 1 to 1674 and encodes 557 amino acids. Gene Ontology annotation, biological process: protein phosphorylation; intracellular signal transduction. Gene Ontology annotation, molecular function: ATP binding; AMP-activated protein kinase activity. The transcript has 9 exons. Gene Ontology annotation, cellular component: cytoplasm. The record is from RefSeq and is a predicted model, not a curated record.
AUGCUCGGCUCUCGGCGCAAGAUGGCGGCGGCGGAUAAACAGAAACAUGAGCACGGGCGGGUGAAGAUAGGGCACUACAUCUUGGGGGACACGCUGGGCGUGGGCACCUUCGGCAAAGUCAAGGUUGGCAAACACGAACUGACUGGCCAUAAAGUUGCAGUGAAGAUCUUGAACAGGCAGAAGAUUCGCAGCCUUGACGUGGUGGGGAAAAUCCGCAGAGAAAUUCAGAAUCUGAAGCUUUUUCGGCAUCCACACAUAAUCAAGCUCUACCAGGUCAUCAGCACACCAUCUGACAUUUUCAUGGUGAUGGAAUAUGUUUCGGGAGGUGAAUUGUUCGACUACAUCUGCAAAAAUGGAAGGCUUGAUGAAAAGGAAAGCAGACGUCUUUUCCAGCAAAUCCUUUCCGGUGUGGAUUAUUGCCACAGGCACAUGGUAGUUCAUAGAGAUUUGAAACCUGAAAAUGUGCUGCUUGAUGCUCACAUGAAUGCCAAGAUUGCUGAUUUUGGCCUCUCAAAUAUGAUGUCCGAUGGUGAAUUUUUAAGAACAAGCUGUGGGUCUCCUAAUUAUGCUGCUCCAGAAGUAAUUUCAGGAAGGUUAUACGCAGGCCCAGAGGUGGAUAUCUGGAGCAGUGGUGUUAUUCUCUAUGCUUUGUUAUGCGGGACCCUUCCGUUUGACGACGAUCAUGUGCCAACACUUUUUAAGAAAAUAUGCGAUGGUAUAUUUUAUACUCCUCAGUACCUGAAUCCGGCAGUGAUAAGCCUUCUGAAACACAUGCUCCAGGUGGAUCCCAUGAAGAGAGCUACGAUCAGAGAUAUAAGGGAACACGAUUGGUUUAAGCAAGAUCUCCCUAAGUACCUCUUUCCCGAAGAUCCAUCUUACAGUUCAACAAUGAUCGACGAUGAAGCCUUAAAAGAGGUCUGCGAAAAGUUUGAAUGCACAGAGGAGGAAGUGCUAAGCUGCUUAUAUAAUCGGAAUCACCAGGAUCCUUUAGCGGUUGCCUAUCACCUUAUCAUAGAUAACAGAAGAAUAAUGAACGAAGCUAAAGACUUCUACCUGGCGACGAGUCCGCCAGAUUCUUUUCUCGAUGAUCACUUCUCUCGUCCCCAUCCGGAAAGAGUGCCAUUUUUAGUAGCUGAAGCACCAAGGCCGCGCCAUACGCUGGAUGAGCUAAACCCACAGAAGUCCAAACACCAAGGGGUCAGGAGAGCUAAGUGGCAUUUGGGAAUCCGGAGUCAAAGUCGACCCAAUGACAUCAUGGCCGAAGUUUGUCGAGCAAUCAAGCAGUUGGAUUAUGAGUGGAAGGUUGUAAAUCCAUACUAUUUGCGUGUUCGACGGAAGAAUCCGGUGACCGGCACCUACUCCAAAAUGAGCCUGCAGUUAUACCAGGUGGACAGUAGAACUUAUCUGCUGGACUUUCGCAGCAUUGAUGAUGAAAUUACUGAAGUAAAGUCCGGGACCACCACUCCACAGAGGUCAGGCUCUGUGACUAACUACAGGUCUUGUCAGAAGGAUUCGGACACUGAUGCUCAAGGAAAAUCCUCUGAUAUGUCUCUUACCUCAUCAGUGACCUCUUCCCUCGACUCUUCUGCAGCUGAGUUAACCCCGAGAUCAGGGAGCCACACGAUAGAAUUUUUUGAGAUGUGUGCAAAUCUAAUUAAAAUACUUGCGCAGUGAUUUGUAAGACAGGUUUUAAUUUUUUUUUACAGCAAUAAGCAUGCCUAAAGGAAAAGAAAAUCAUAGUCAAAUGCUUCCAAUUAUAAUCAAAUACAGUUAACUUUGGCGCUGAGAUGACUAGCCACAUUGCAAUUUGCACAGAAAUUGAAUACACAAAAAGCAGUCUAGACCUCUUAAUGUGAUGAA